AAGUCUCGUCCACUCGCUCUGUGCAACAACCGUGCUUGGCAUUUCGCUGUGCUGUCUGUCAUAUCGCCCUUCGAGUCAUGGCUACCCAUUCAACCGAAGAGCCGUUCCCCUUCCACGGACUGCUUCCCAAAAAAGAGACCGGCGCCGCGUCCUAUCUAAGCCGGUUCCCCGAGUACGAUGGCCGAGGGGUUCUCAUCGCGAUCAUGGACACCGGAGUUGACCCAGGGGCGCCCGGCAUGCAGGUCACAACAGAUGGGAAGCCAAAGAUUGUUGAUAUCAUUGACACAACGGGCAGUGGUGACGUGAACAUGACCACAGUGGUGGAGCCGAAAGAAGGGACAAUCACUGGCCUCUCUGGUAGAAUACUGAAGAUCCCUCCUGCUUGGGUCAACCCAUCAGGGAAGUAUCACAUUGGAGUUAAAAAUGGCUAUGAGUUCUUCCCUAAGGCCCUUAAAGAAAGAAUACAGAAAGAGCGAAAGGAGAAGAUGUGGGACCCCGCACAUAGAGCAGCACUUGCUGAUGCCUGUCGCAAAAUGGAGGAGUUUGAUCUCUCACACCCAACUCCAUCGCAGUCAGAGAAGUUACAGAGGGAAGAGUUGCAAAGUCAAUCAGAGCUGCUUGUCUCACUAGAAAAAAAAUACAGUGAUCCCGGUCCUGUAUACGACUGUGUUCUUUGGCAUGAUGGCGUCACAUGGAGGGCCGUAAUGGACACCUCCGAGUGUGGAGAAUUGUCACAGUGCACUGUUCUGAGCUCCUACAGAGAGUCACAAGAGUAUGCAACCUUAGGGAGUGCAGAGAUGCUAAACUACUCUGUCAAUAUUUAUGACGAGGGAGCGACACUUUGCAUCGUUACCAGUGGAGGGGCCCAUGGGACACAUGUUGCAAGCAUCGCAGCAGGUUACUUCCCAGAAGAACCGGAGCGCAACGGGGUCGCCCCCGGUGCCCAAAUCCUAGCGCUGAAGAUCGGAGACACUCGGUUGAGUACCAUGGAAACGGGCACAGGACUGAUUCGAGCUAUGAUUGAAGUCAUCAACUACAAGUGUGACUUGGUUAACUACAGCUAUGGGGAAGCCACCCACUGGCCCAAUUCAGGGAGGAUUUGUGAGGUGAUCACAGAAGCUGUGCAGAAGCACAAUGUGAUAUUUGUGUCAAGCGCGGGGAACAACGGCCCCUGCCUCUCCACCGUGGGCUGCCCCGGAGGAACCACCAGUAGUGUCAUAGGUGUUGGAGCCUAUGUGACCCCUGACAUGAUGGUAGCUGAGUAUUCCCUGAGGGAGAAGCUGCCUCCCAACCAGUACACCUGGUCCUCCAGGGGCCCCAGUACAGACGGUGCACUAGGGGUCAGCAUAAGUGCCCCCGGUGGGGCCAUUGCAUCUGUACCCAACUGGACUCUUCGUGGUACCCAGCUGAUGAACGGCACCUCCAUGUCAUCCCCCAACGCCUGCGGAGGCAUUGCUCUCAUCCUCUCUGGAUUAAAACAGCAGGGGAUACGUCCCUCUGUUCCUGGAGUCAGGAGAGCCCUGGAAAACACAGCUCUGAAGGUUGAUGACAUUGAGGUGUUUGCACAGGGCCACGGAAUCAUUCAGGUGGACAGGGCAUUAGACUACCUCAUCCAAAAUGCCUCCUUACCUACCAGCCAUCUGAGUUUCUCAGUAACCGUGGGAACACAGAGAGGCAUCUACCUCAGGGAUCCGGCGCAACUUUUGGCCCCCUCAGACCACGGCGUCGGAAUAGAACCGAUAUUUCCUGAAAACACAGAAAACACCGAGCGAAUAUACUUGCAGCUACACUUGGCGCUCACGUGUGCAGCCCCGUGGGUUCAGUGUCCAUCUCAUCUAGAGCUGAUGAACCAGUGUCGUCAUGUCAACGUCCGUGUGGAUCCUGUGGGCCUGAGGGAGGGGGUGCACUACACAGAGGUAUGUGGCUAUGACACAGCAGCGGCUGGUUGCGGGCCGCUGUUCAGAGUCCCCAUCACAGUUAUUAUUCCCAGCAAGGUGACAGAGAGCCAGAAUCACGAAUUGUGUUUCAAAGACGUCCACUUCAGACCAGGACAGAUCAAACGGCACUUCCUCACUGUGCCUCGGGGAGCCACCUGGGCAGAGAUCAUGCUGACUUCUCAUUCUGGAGAUGUGUCCUCAAAGUUUGUUCUGCAUUCGGUGCACCUCGUCAAGCAGAAAGCAUACCGAGCGAAUGAAUUCUACAAGUUCUCCUCACUUUUGGAAAAAGGCUCGCUAACUGAAGCCUUUCCCGUGCUGUCAGGUAAGAUUGUGGAACUGUGCAUUGCACGCUGGUGGGCCAGUCUCGGCGAUGUCACAGUGGACUACAACAUCUCGUUCCACGGUCUCAGUAUUUCUCCUUUGCCGCUGCACAUGCAUGCGUCAGAGGGAGUUACAAAUUUUGACGUGUCAUCGCCGCUGAGGUAUGAGGACGUUUCUCCGACAAUCACCCUGAAGUCUUGGGUUCAGCCUCUCAGGCCUCUCAGUUCAAAGAUCAAGCCUUUGGGAGGGAGGGACGUUCUCCCCAACAACCGGCAACUUUACGAAAUUAUUCUCACCUACAGUUUUCAUCAGCCGAAGAGCGGCGAGGUCACACCCAGCUGCCCCUUGCUGUGCGAGCUGCUGUAUGAGUCCGAGUUUGAUAGUCAGCUGUGGAUGCUGUUUGAUCAGAACAAGAGACUACUGGGUUCAGGGGAUGCCUACCCGCAUCAGUAUUCUCUCAAGCUGGAAAAGGGCGACUACACAGUACGCCUGCAGGUGCGCCACGAGUUGUCGAGUGAGCUGGAGCGCCUAAAAGACCUGCCGUUUGUUGUCUCCCAUCGUCUGUCUGCCACCCUCAGCCCGGAUGUCUACGAGACGCACCGGGCGGCCCUUCUGGCCAAGAAGAAAGCAAACUCUGUCACCCUGUCACCAGGGGCCACGCAGCAUUUCUAUGUCACAGCCUUGCCGGAUGACAAGAUUCCAAAAGGGACGAGCCCAGGAUGCUAUCUUUCAGGCUCCCUUGUUGCGGCCAAAAGUGAAUAUGGCAAGAAAGCAGGGCAGUCCUCUGCAAAACGACAAAGAAAGUUUAAAAAGGAUAUUGUGUCAGUCAUCUACCACCUCAUCCCUGCACCCAACAAAGCAAAGAAUGGAGGGAAGGAGAAAGAUAAGGAUGCUGACAAAGAGAAAGACGUAAAAGAGGAGUAUGCCGAAGCCAUUAGGGACUUGAAGAUUCAGUGGAUGACCAAGUUGGAUUCCAGCUCGCUUUAUGAUGAGCUGAAGGAAAAGUACUCUGAUUACCUUCCUAUACAUGUGCAAAGACUACAUCAGCUGGACUCUGAAAAGGAGCGUGCAAAGCGUCUUGGGGAGGUGGUGUCAGCCGCUGACGUGGUCAUCUCACACAUUGACCAGACGGAAUUGGCCGUUUACUUCACCAUGAAGACGGACCCUCGACCCGAUGCUGCUACCAUUAAGACCGACAUGGAGAAGCAGAGGUCGUCUCUGCUGGACGCCCUGUGCAGGAAGGGCUGCGCUCUGGCCGACCAGCUGAUGAGCGGCGCGCCGCAGGACGGCGGCGGCGUUGGCGCCGUCGCCGCCGCCGACCAAGCCGACGCAAGGGAACUUAGUGAACAGGAGGCGAGUAGUUCCGACGACUCCGCGCAGAGCAUGGCGAACACUCUGACGGAAACCUUCUGGGAGGUGCAGAAGUGGGCGGAGCUAACUGACUCAAAGGUGCUGAUGUUUUCCUACAAACACGCCCUUGUGAACAAAAUGUACGGCCGAGCCUUAAAAUACGCCUCCAAGAUGGUGGAGGAGAAGCCCAGCAAAGAGAACAUGAAGAACUGCAUCCAACUGAUGCGUCACCUCAAAUGGACGCACUGUGCCACCUUCACCGAAAACUGGCUCCCUGUCAUGUACCCUGCAGACUACAGUCCCUUCUAGAACUCCGACCAGCGGCAUGAACGGCACGGCCACACUGAAGCAUCAGUAGGAAAGCUCCUCACUUUCAUUUGGAGCGAGGGCUUCUUUUUUUGGGGGGUGGGGGGGGGCAGCGAAGGACAGCGUGGAGCUCACAGGUCAUUUUAAAAGGCCACGUUAGGCGUCGGUUUUUUGAUUCGAGUGCCACCAGCAGCACAACAACAAACAAUUGUAUUCACGGAUCUUUUAUUUCCUUUCAAAUCCACAAUUUGUAGUUGCGGUUCCGUCUUAUUGGAGGUUCUCUAGCGUCGUGAUCACAUUUUUUUUGCCCGUGGACAGCAGUUUACACUUUAUUUUUCUUUUUUUUUUUUUUUUUAAAUCUCCGUCUUUUCCUCUAAUCUUCAAUUUUCGAGGGACACCGACCGGGAAAUCGUCCCACGUCUCUGUGCCAUGCUGACCCGGAUGUUAAGUUGACUGUUGGACUUUUAUAAUCUGGACGUCACUCAAAUGAACAAACCUCAGAACUGAAGCAGUAUUGCGGUGCCUUGCAUCCAUGUUACCUUUACUGACAUGGGGGGGGAGGAUGUGCUUGGGCUGGAGAUGUGUGAUUUAAAAAAAAACAAAAAAAAACACCUAAACCAUUUUUUCUUUCUUUUUUUUUUUUUGCAUCGGUCGGCACACCAAGUAGCGUAGAGGCACUCCGCUCAUCAGCCUCUGCCGCCAAAAGGGGGCCACAGCCUCAUUUUGCAUCACGCCGCUUACCGCGCCUCAAGUUAAGCCGAGCAGCGACACGUGGCCACCCACCAUCGGUCCUCAGCCGUGGCACGUUCACUCGUUAGUCGGUAUGUUUUCUGCACGGCAUUCACAAUGUUGCUCGCGUACACGAAGAGACCUAAAAUAUGUACAGACGCGCCUGUCGGAGCAUAGCAGGAUGCAAUACUGUAAUACUAAUAUGCCAAUUUGUAUUUUGCAUAUAUGCAUGCCUUGUAGGAUUUCGGGAUACUUGGUUUUAGUUGGAAGCUAAUUAUAAGUUGAAUACUUUUUUUUUUUUUAUAUCUGAAACCUUUUGUCAGAUAAGUCGGUGAGUGAAUUUAAUUUAUGGCCAGCUUUUUUGUUUUCCACGAGCGUCAAACCGAGCAGAAGGAUGAAGGACGAGUACGCGGCUUCCACGGAGGCUCUUUUUGCGUGUUUUUGAAACUUUACCUCAACUUACUUUCAUUUGUUGAAGCACGGAUGGCCAUUUUGCAGAUGAUGCGGUGGUUUGACCCUUUGGAUGUAUUUUUGUUUUUCUCAGCAAUUUUCCAUCCAUCACAUUUAUGACAUUAAUCGAUAUUUUGGGAGUGGAGGGGGAAAGUUGCAUAUGUGCAGUGAACAGAGACGCGCAUAGCUUUUGUGUGACAAUUGCAUUUAUUGAUGCAUUUCAAUUGCAGAUGCACAUCACUGCAAGGUCGAGUUGGUCUGAAGAUGUUAAACUGGGAAGGAUUUUGUUUUUUUUUUUUUUGGUCAAUGGCCAGUAACGUUUUAUAAUUCAGCAAUAGACUGGUGUUGUGUAGUUUUAAAAAAAAAUAUGUAUCAAUAACUAUUUAAACCAAUGAUAAUUGUCAACUGGGUUGUGUAACUGGACCUGGGUUUGUUUAAAAAAAAAAAAACAUAUCACUCCGUAUGUAAUGACAGGUCACUAAAAUGAUUUUUUUUGCGGGGGGGGGGCGGUGUACUCACAGUUCAUGUUGACAUUGCGUUUCUAUUUUUAGCUGUCAUAUUUUAAAGUCAGUUGCCUCAGAAUUUUCACCCAUUUACAGUUUUCAUGGAAACAUGAACCUGCAGUUUUUUUUUUUUUGGUUUGUCUGUCUUUCUUGCAUUGUUGUUACUUUUGCCCCCAUCCCUGUGUUUGGGCGGGUGUCGGGUCUGGUAAACAAAAAGUUCAGGAUUCUGCUACUUGCCGCGUGUGUUGCCAUUGACGGUCUCCCCGAAAAAGGCCUUCCACCACCACUGAAUGCCGUCCAUUUCUGGCACCAAACAGAAUUCUCAUGUUUCUUUCUUUGCUGGUGUUAGGACAGUUAAAAAAAAAAAAAAAUAUAUAUAUAUAUAUAUAUAAUAUAUAUAUAUAUUUUUUUUAAAUAUUACACACACGCACUGUUGUUUUCUGACUGCAAUUUUUUUAGGCUUUAAUUGCGGCAAGGGCCAAUAAAUUGUUGCUAUAAAAGCCUUUGUUCUUCAGAGACUUGUAUAAAAAUGGGGAAAAAAAGCGGAUGCAAUCACGUCCGACAGAAGGAACGAACACUGAAUAAAAUCAUUUUCAUGAACGU
Molecule: messenger RNA, 6199 nt
Organism: Hippocampus zosterae (dwarf seahorse)
Lineage: Eukaryota; Metazoa; Chordata; Actinopteri; Syngnathiformes; Syngnathidae
Gene: tpp2
Product: tripeptidyl peptidase 2
Exons: 29
Coding region: 78-3917 (1279 amino acids)
Biological process (GO): proteolysis
Cellular component (GO): cytosol
Molecular function (GO): serine-type endopeptidase activity; tripeptidyl-peptidase activity
Source: RefSeq, a predicted model, not a curated record